Messenger RNA from Mytilus trossulus (common blue mussel), 878 nucleotides. RefSeq lists its product as uncharacterized. The transcript has 2 exons. Bases 23 to 796 code for a protein of 257 amino acids. The record is from RefSeq and is a predicted model, not a curated record. Gene Ontology annotation, molecular function: protein binding. Lineage: Eukaryota; Metazoa; Mollusca; Bivalvia; Mytilida; Mytilidae.
AAUUUGCACAUGAUCGACAAUUAUGUCUUGCUUUGUUAUUAUAUUUCUCUUUAAUAUUUUCCAGGUCCAUUGUUUAACCUCUGCCGAUGAAACUUUUAGGUUUCAAAACAUUGAAAACCAACUGACAGGACAGUUAUUUCAGUUAGAAAAGAGGUUAAUUUCGUUAAAGAACGAGCAUUCUGAGAUAUCAAAAUCAAGAGAUGCCUUGAAAAAUAUUGUUUACAGUCAGAAGGAAGAGAUUAUAGCCCUGAACAGUCUAAUUGAUAAGCUCGACUUUCCCGAAAAUCAGACGAAACUUAAGUAUGGACCUGUCACGCAGUCGGAAAUUGACAAUAGCGAUGGUAGAAAUACAAAGCGACGUAUCAUUUAUCCUCGACAGUCAAGAUUGAAUUCUCCAGCGUUUUAUGUUUAUAUGUCGACAAAUGAAGCAAGCCCAGGACCGCAUCAUACACUAAUAUUCAACAGCGUCAUUACAAAUAUAGGCAACGCGUACAACCAAUACUCUGGUAUCUUCACAGUGCCUACAAACGGGGUGUACGUGCUUUCAUACACCAUUACGGCAGACACUAGUUCCAACAUUCCAGUCGAAAUCGUCAAAAACGCAGGUAUAAUUGGCUCACUGUUAACAAGGACAUACAGCAACUACAAACACAGUGUGUCAUCGACCGUUGUUGUGAACAUGAAUGCUGGUGAUGUGUGUUAUGUCAGAACAAGCGGAUCAGGUGCCACUGUAUCUGGUAGUAUUUCCAGUGGUACUGAAGCGAGAACUUCGUUUACAGGCUGGCGCAUUGAGUAAAUUUUUAAAUGACAUGUGUUUGUUAUGUUUUGUUAAUGAAUCACAAUUCGAAUUUAUAAACAAAGAUCUAUCUGAUGUAAAA